Messenger RNA from Oreochromis aureus, 3358 nucleotides. RefSeq lists its product as uncharacterized. Gene Ontology annotation, cellular component: external side of plasma membrane. The record is from RefSeq and is a predicted model, not a curated record. Lineage: Eukaryota; Metazoa; Chordata; Actinopteri; Cichliformes; Cichlidae. Gene Ontology annotation, biological process: positive regulation of T cell proliferation; cell surface receptor signaling pathway; cellular response to lipopolysaccharide. The transcript is spliced from 8 exons. The coding region runs from base 335 to 2221 and encodes 628 amino acids.
UGCAUCAUUGUAGCUACAGUGGAUGUUUCAGUGUCAGGACUGAAGGUGGAGCUUUGUGCGUGUUGGGCUGAGGCUGAAGCAGUCGCCCCCAAUGGGAGCGCUCAGGUGUGAAACUACGAGGAAAGCCGACAUCCUCCUAUUUCCCCACGAGUGAUCUAUGCGCGUCUGGACUUGUUUCCACUGAUCUGGUUUAACAAGGUGUGAAGCUGACCUCUGAGCUGUGACAGUGUGAGCAGUGUGAGAGUGUCAGUAGAUGAUCAGCAGAGGAAAGUGAGAGCUGCUGUGAGCUGAUGUCCUGAAGGGCUUUUAAAGAGUCUCUGAGUUUGACAGGAACAUGAAGAUGUUUGUGGUGUUUGUGAUCCUCCUGCACGUUUCCCAGCAUGCUCUGGCUGUGGUGGUGGAGGUGAAUGAGGGGGAAAGGUCUGUCCUUCUGUCCUGUCUGUACCCAGAUUAUAUACUUGAGGACAAUUCAACAGUGAUGUGGACUCGCAGUGACCUUGAUCCCAAAUCUGUCCACAUACGACGAGAAAUAGGAGACAAUCUUACAGGACAAAACCAGCGUUACAGCAGACGCACAUCAAUGAAUCGUUACGCUUUCAUCAUUAAAGACUUCAGCCUCACUCUGAGGAAACCCAUAAAGACUGACAGCGGCAACUACACCUGCUCCAUCAGUGCUCGAGGAAAAGAACGGAGACUCAGAGACAUCCAGCUGCAGGUCAAAGAACAGCAAGUGGAGGUGAAGGUGGAGAAAGGGGUACAGUCUGUCAUCCUGCCCUGCAAAACAAAACCUGACCUGCCCGAGGACACCACAGUAGAGUGGACUCGCUCUGACCUCGGACUCAUCAAAGUCCAUGAGUAUUCUAACAGAAAUGAUGACCUUAUAACUAAGGAUGAAGUUUACAGAGACCGAACGAAGAUGAAUGAAGAUCUGUUGAGAACUGGAGACCUCAGUCUGACCCUGAAACACCCCACAGUGAGGGACACAGGAGGAUACAUCUGCACCAUCUACAGGGACAAAGACAUCCUGAGACAGAAAGUCAUGCUGCAGGUCAAAAAACCAUUUCCAUCCUGGUUCAAAGAUCUUCUGGUUCUCCUGUUUGUCUUUGUGAUUUUUGGAGGUCUUUUAUAUUAUUUACGUCACUAUUACAUGUCAGAUUACCAGGUGGAGGUGGAUUCAGGGGUGGAGUCUGUCAAGCUGCCCUGCAAAACUAUAUUUAAAUUCCUAAAACACAUUAAAGUGGAGUGGAGGGACAGAAACAACAGGAAGGUCCACGUGUAUCACAAUGGCUCUGACCAGGUUAGAGAACAGCACCGGUUUUACAGAAACCGAACAGAGAUGAAGAGGAAUUUACUGAAACCUGGAGACCUCAGUCUGACCCUGACGUAUCCCACUGAUGAUGACAACUCCACCUACACCUGCACCGUCUACAGCAGGAAGGGAAACAUACUGGCAACGAAAAAUGUGCAGCUCCAUGUCAGAGUCCCCCAGGUGGAGGUGGAUUCAGGGGAGGCAUCUGUCCUGCUGCCCUGCAAAACUACUAUAAACCUGCUUAAAGAUGCUAAAGUGGAGUGGAUGACCAAAUUCAACAGGAAGGUCCACGUGUAUGAGACCGGAUCUGACCAGCUUGAAGAUCAGGACAACUAUUACAGAGACCGAACACUGAUGAAUAAAGACCUGCUGAAAACUGGAGACCUCAGUCUGACCCUGAAAUACCCCACAGACUGGGACACAGACAUCUACACCUGCACCGUCUACAACAGGGAGGGAAAAAUAAUCCUGAUGAAACAAGUGGAGCUGAAAGUCAGAGUCUGUCAUGUAGAGGUGGAGGAGGGGGCGGAGUCUGUCGAGCUACCUUUCAAAACCACAAAAGACCUGCCCGCAGAUGCUAAAGUGGUGUGGUGGAACAAUGAUGACAGGAAGGUCCACGUGUAUAAGAACGGCUCUGAUCAGCCUGGAGAACAGCACCAGGAUUACAGAAACCGAACAAAGAUGAAGAGAAGAUCUCUGCUGAAGUCUGGAGACCUCAGUCUGACCCUGGAACAGCCCACAGAGAGAGACAGCGGGAGGUACAGCUGUAGAGUCUACGGGGAGAUCAAGAGAUACAAAAGAGUGCUGCUUAGAGUCAAAGGGAGAGUUCGGGUCCAGUAUCACACAGCAGACAUCAGGAACAGAAGCAGCUCCAUUGAUCUGACUCCUCUGAUGGCUGAUCAAUCAGUUUGAUCUGUGUGUUUGUGCAUUUUUCUACCUUAAAUGUCCUGUAUAUUGACUGUUACCUGUAAUGCCACUUUCUGACCAACAGCUGGCACUCUUACAAAUACCAGAUCUGAUUUGACUGCAGUUAUAUCAGAGGAGGAAUGCUUGUCCAGUCACACCUGCAGUGACGUGUAACACUGAUCGCUAAUGAAUUGAUACACGUUACGUAUUAAGCAGAAUAUUGGGCUAUUAUUAAUCUGAAGAUUUAAGAACUGCUACUGGAGCUGAUGCUCAGUAAUAAAUAAAUACACACAACACAAAAUGCUUUUGCAGGUACCAUGUAUGUACAAAACCAAGGAAAAAUAAGGGAAGAAGAGGAAAGAUUUAAACAAUCACUCCUGCUGCAGUAGUUCAAUUAAAACCUUCAAUCAAAACAGUGACAACUAAAUAGUCCUGUAGUUUAGAUCAAGCAAAACAGAUUCUCAAGUUCAAUUAAAUUUCCUAUAAAUCACACACCACAAUAUCAAAAACACUGGUCCACACUGAAGAGGAAAUGUCCAUGAGUUUUAUCUGAGUGUCCAUGAUGUCCAAGCGCUAUUGUCCAUAAACGGGGGAAAUAAUGUGUAUGGUUGUGGAAAUCAGUGAAAUUUAAUAAUGAGUUCAGAGAGGGGGACAGAGCGUCAUCUUUGACAACUUCCUACCAGACCAAGCAGAAGUGGAAGCUUCAAUGCAAUCGAGUUGAUUUUGGUAAAUAUAUUUGAUCUGAAAACGUGAAAAACUUUGCUUUUCAUAAUGUAAAUAUCAUUACAGUAUAUAACUUUAGAAAUACUUCCUUUUGACUUAAAUUUAAUAAAAUAAAAAAAAAUGUAUUUUUAAAAUAAAGCACUCCAGCCUCUUCUGUUCCAUGUGAGAGGAUUUUCUCUAAGGCAGGAGAAAUUAUCUCCAAGAAAAGAAACAGACUCGGCCAUCACACAGCUGGUGUUCUUUAUUUUAUUUUGUACAACCAUUUAAAAAUACUACGAUAACUACAUGCGAGAACAAUCGGGUGUCACAAUAAGAUGUUUCACAAAUUAUUUGAGUCAGUAAAAAAAAACAAAAAAAAAAACUGUCCGCCACAAGACGGAGGAGAACACCACAGGGAUAAAUCCUGCAGGCAGUGGCGGU